AAUGAUUCGUUCUUUUAUGAUAAUAUAGGAGAUCACCAAGAUCUUCUAUCCGCUCUCUCGCAAGACCUAGACAUCCCUAUGCUACUAGACCAAGACCCCUUCACGGCUUUACUAGAAAGCCCUUUAUCAAGCGAUUCAAUCACUGAAAACCCACCAUGGACCUUAGACGACAUCAUAUCUUACGAACUGAAUGAAUCCCAAGACAACAUUAAACAGGAAUACAAACAUGAGCCGGUCUCACCUUUGCGAAGCACACCCAGUCCAUCAUCUUUAUCAAACUCCAGCAAUGAAAUCAACUUGGAAAAUCUCAAAAACGAGGUUACCAUCAACAAUCAUUUGGACACUCCACCUAUAUCGCCACAAGAAGGGUGUGUUAUUUCACCCAAAAUCAGUUUUCAACAUGAGUCUUUGAUGCAACCGGUUGUCAUCGCACAGAAUCCUGUUCAGUAUAUACAGAUUCCGCAAGAUAAUAUGCAGAUUAUUACAAAGAGCGCUCCUGGGGCACUUAAAAGGCCGUUGAUUCAGCCUAAACCGAUAAACGGGGCUGUUAUUACAAAGCGUAAAAAUUCUAUUGUUUUAUCACCACAACAGUUUGCAAAUUUAGCUAAAUUGGGAAAAUUGAAGAAUGAUAUCACUGAAAUCAAGCAGGAUCUUGUAAAUAUAAACAAUGGAGCCACGAUAAAUCCACCCCAAAAAGCAAAACCGAUUCCAAAUUUUGAAUCCAGGCCAGGAAGUAGUUUAUUGAAUGUUGAUAAAGAUUUGGAAUCAAGAGCCUUCAAAAAGCACCAGCGUAUGAUAAAAAACAGAGCAUCAGCUUGUCUGUCCAGGAAAAAGAAAAAAGAAUAUUUGACGUCAUUAGAAAAUAAAGUUGCUGAACUCACACAAGAAAAUAAUAUAUUGAAACAGGAAAAUGCACAACUUCGAGCCCGUUUAUCAGCUCAAUGUAUGGACGAAGAGAAAUCAAAUCAGCAUCCGAAUUUAAUAAAUAUUUCAGCAAACGCUCGUAAAAACACGGCAUUUUUAUUAGCAAUGCUUGUUAUGGUUUCAUUCAAUAUAGGAUCAUUUGGUUUCAACAAUAUGUUUAUGAAAACGGACAUUUCAGCGUUUGAAAAUUCAGAAAUUUCUAAAGAUGUUCCAGUCGGCCGGCAUUUGCUCUGGGUCGACGAUCAAAAUUUGGAUUAUGAUAGUGCAGAGAUAAAAAUCAACUUAACAAGUAUGCCUUCAAAAUUCCAAGACUUCAAAACCCAAACAGGCAUCCACCCUAUAUGCCCAAUGUACAUAAACAUCUCCGAAAGCAUGCGUUUGGAAUCUGAACUACGAAAAUGGAUCGGCAUCAAACAACAACCACCACUAACAUCAUCCUUUAACAAAUCCAACAUAGAAAACCCUGAAAUAAAACCAAACAUAUCCUUAGAACUAAUAACCAACAAACCCAACCGUGAUAUAGACAAUCCUAGAUUAGUCAGAAGGCACACGAUCAAGGAUAAAGCCAAGAGUAAAGUUAUGAGAAGACGUAAAGUGAUAAUGGAUAAAAUUCCUGAGACUUAUAGCGAACUUGACGUGUUCGAUCCUAAUAAUUAUGGACAGGAUUUCGAGUUUUAUGAGGCUAUCAAAAGGAGGGAUGAUACUUUCUAUGUGGUUUCGUUCCAUUUGGAUCAUUUGCUACUGCCUGCAUUGGCUCAUAACAAUACGUCGAGGCCUAAAAUGAGUCUGCUGAUGCCGGUGCUUGGGAAAAAUAAUUCUUUUGGCGAAAUAAUCCAACUGAUGCAAAUCGAUUGCGAAGUAACAAACACAUCUCUGGUCAAACUCGAGUACAAUCAGAUUCCUAGACAUCUCAGGCCCGACAAGAAAUUCCACACACAAAAUUACGAAUCUAACAAUUCUUUGAAUUUAAAUGGAACCACGGGAACAACAAAAUCGAGUUUUGUUAAAAAAGCUGCUUAUAAACCAUAUUUCAUUCGAGGGGGCUUACUUGCUGAGAAGUCUUCACAUAGUAAGAGUAACAGACUUUCGGUUGAUCCUGUGUUAAUAAUUCAGGAAACUUUUCGUAUACCCUUGAAGGACAAGACUCCAAGGAUUUUGGGUUUUGGAAAUUACGUGGUCGACAUGACGGCCCAGUUGGAGCAGCUUUUGGGGUACAGAAUUUGUGGAGGAGUUUUGAGUGUUCCACCUGGAGCAGGAGUGGCUGCCAAAAAUUUGAAAAGCGACAUAUGGGUCAUAGAGUCACAAGGAUCUGAGCAUGAGUUGAAUUGCAGCACCGCCCACAAAGUUAAAAAGGAUUCCAUUGAACGAACAGACGAGGCCGGUCGUGCCAUUUACUUCUAUGCAGAAACUUGCAAAGAAGGUGAUGUCUUGUUUGUACUGAUGUCGAGUGGAGCUGAUGAACUUUUAGCAGCUCCUGUUGCUGGGGUAUCCCUUAACGACAUCGACUUCAUUCUAGAAGAACUGACCAAAUCUGGUGCUAGUGAACAAGAAAAGGCAGCCGUUUCGAAAAAGUUCUCCACUCUUAUGGGCGGUAAAUUGGCAGUCAUUGCUCAUCCUGCCCAAGUUAUAGCCUUGGUGGUGUCUAAUGUUGUCGGUGACAGAUUGGAGGACAUGGCCAAUGGACCUACAAUCAAAAAUACUGAUGCCAGUGAUGAAGCCAGGAAAAACGAUUUAACAGUAUCUAUGCAGAAACAUAUUUACAAUGAUGACUCAAAGAUGAAAUCCAUACUGACAGACAAGAUGAGCAAUUCACAAAGUUUUAUAAUUGGAAAUAACACGACAGCUUUAUUCGGUUGUGCAGAAGAAGCCCGGCUUCACGGUUUCAUUCCGAUUAUAAUAACUUCGAACCUUUGCGAAGAUAUUUUGGACAUCAGUGCUUUAUAUGUGGACUUGGUACUCAAAACCAUUGGAUAUUUGACUCAGCCAAUUUGUCGAGCACGAUUUUCAGAUGACAUGGGACCAUUUUUUCAUCUUAUGAACCCUGAAUUGGAUUUGGCGCAGGUUUUGACGAAGAUGGAGGCUGCCAGGAUCAGUUCGGAGGGAAUUUGCUUCUUUUUUGGAGGAAAACCAACAGUGAAACUGGAAGGCGCUGGUGUGGGCGGUCGAGCUCAACAAUUAGCUUUGCAGUUUGCUGUUGAUUGUGAUGGCUACCAAUUGGAAAAAGUCAAUGAAUUUGAUAUCCUUCUGCUAUGUGCUGCAACGAGUGGUUUCGAUGGCACCUCAAGUUCUGCAGGAGCUAUUGGUUAUCCAGGUAUGACCAAGUUGGCCCAAUCUCACGACAAAAUGGAUGCUUCUCGAUUUUUGCGAAACAACGACACCACUAUUUUUUACACCUUGUACGAUCAUGGAAGAUGCGCCGUUAACACAGGCAUUGUUUGCGUGGAAUUCAACAAAGAAGUUAGUUGUUUAAAGGGAAUUAUUAAUGAGUGA
Molecule: messenger RNA, 3414 nt
Organism: Ctenocephalides felis (cat flea)
Lineage: Eukaryota; Metazoa; Arthropoda; Insecta; Siphonaptera; Pulicidae
Biological process (GO): endoplasmic reticulum unfolded protein response; regulation of transcription by RNA polymerase II
Cellular component (GO): nucleus
Molecular function (GO): RNA polymerase II cis-regulatory region sequence-specific DNA binding; DNA-binding transcription factor activity, RNA polymerase II-specific
Source: RefSeq, a predicted model, not a curated record